AUGUCCAUGGUUCCGUGUGAGGUUCCGAACGGAGAAAUAGCAGACCCCUUGGUGAUCAAGAACUUCUGGAAAGCCUAUAACGUCUCGCGCCAGACGAGCAACAAUGAACGAGAGCUCCGGCUGGAAUGUCUCUUCUGGAGAAUAUGGGGCAGCCAUAGUCUCUCCAGCACAAUCACUACCCAGACAUUGGAUAGACUGGUCCUGCGAAUCAUGACACCCUCUUCUUCGCGUAAACUAGCCGCAACACGUCAUGAAAGCCAGGCUGUGCAUGUUGAUAAUGAUCCGCCGAUCACUACUCUCCCACAUCCCCAGCACACCAGUGCGCACACUCAAUCACCGCCGGCCACCGGCACAAACAAGGCUGAGCUCCAUUCAAUCCUGAAGAAACCGCGCACUGUACAGAGUGAGCACCAGAAGUCUGCGCGUCUCCUCCUUGAGCAGCCCGAUGGAAACAGCAUCACCUGUAACCCGUCUAACCCUCCCACCCCCAACAUAUCUGAGCUGAAUACCCAAGAGAACCGGCCGGCUCAAACGGGCCAAAAGAAGAAAUCCUUCGCCGCUGGUCGAUCGAAGCGAGGCCCACGGCGGCGACCAGCUUUCAACCGCCGGUCAUCCUCACAGUCAUCCAUCUCCAAGGUUUCCUCUCCAACCGAAUCACGCUCCAACUCUUACGAGGUAUUUGGCUCUUUCGAACCGCUGUACGAUUACGAUGACUCCGUGGUGUCCUCUCGUGUCACUACAGGCUCAGAUAGGGCCACUGCAACAAGCUGGAUCGAUCUCAAGUCCGUUGAAGCAUCACUGCCGCUGCCGCACUCUGGCACUGGCACCACCGGCACCAUGACACCCCCUAGCACUGACCUGGCGAUCUCAGACAAAGCUCACCCAGCCAGGCGGCCAGAAAUCACCCCGGCCGUACUCGCCAUAUCAGACAAACAGGAUCUCAUCCUGCCGCAGGGAAUAGAGACGGUUAGUGAAGACCCCAAGCGAGCGCCCACCCAGGCCACAAAGAAGAAAUCUGAACCCGAAGUCCCCAGUUCCUUUGAAGAGUUAUUUUCUUUCCCAGAGAUUCCAGAUUGUCGAGAUACCGUAUUGCCCCCGGGCAUUACCGACCAACAACCUGCCACAGGCACCACCUCCUCGUCGCCCAGCCUUACCCAACUCGAACUCGCAGAAGCAGAUCACUCCACCGAGAUGCUCAUCGAGCUCCUCAAAAUAAUCAACGAUCCCGACCCUCUCCCAGCAGGGGAGGAGGCACCCCCCGUCCCAAUUCGGCCAUGGUUCACGGCCCAGCGGCAGUGGCUCCCUGCGCCGCGAGAGCAGAAAUUCUUUGAGUGGAUGGUGCAGGACCAUACCUCUCUUAUUCACCCACAGCCUAAGACGGAUCGGCUCUUGCCAAGGGACUACCGGACUCAGUGGGUGGCUGCUUUGAGUUCGUGGAAAUACCAUCUGGCAAGGUCCAGGAAGCCUGGUUUGUACAGUCACACGAAAGGGCUUGCUAUCCUGGGGACCAUCUAUGAGGAAGAUGAGGAGGAUGAGGAGCGGUAUGUGAAGGAUUUCUGUACGCCUAAGAAGGAAGGGGGGUGGUGUGAUUUUGGGUCGGCGGAUGACACUCUUGUUUCUGAAGAGGCAUAA
Molecule: messenger RNA, 1632 nt
Organism: Penicillium lagena
Lineage: Eukaryota; Fungi; Ascomycota; Eurotiomycetes; Eurotiales; Aspergillaceae
Exons: 3
Coding region: 1-1632 (543 amino acids)
Source: RefSeq, a predicted model, not a curated record